This is a messenger RNA of Triticum turgidum subsp. durum (durum wheat), 1197 nucleotides long. The record is from the annotation of a GenBank genome assembly. Lineage: Eukaryota; Viridiplantae; Streptophyta; Magnoliopsida; Poales; Poaceae.
AUGCCCCGUGCUCGCAGGCCUCGCCGUGAAUGGUCGGACGGCGUCCCGCCCGAGCUUCUUGGCGUCAUCUUCCUCGACCUGGCCUGCCUCGCCGACCGUGUCUGCUUCGCUGCCGUCUGCCGCGCGUGGCGCUCUGUCGCGCGGGCUGUUGGCGCCCCGCCGGCGCCGCGCCAGCUCCCGUGGCUCCUCCUCCCGUCCCCCGACAAGCCCUCCUUCUUCAGCCUCCACUCGGGGGCCAAACGCCGCCUACGCCUCCCGGAGAGCAUACGCGGCGCGCGCUUGUGUGGCUCCUAUGAUGGCGGUUGGGUCGCUCUAGCCUUCGAGCAGUGGCGAGGGUAUGCGGCCGUCAACCUUCUCUCCGGCGCGACGGUUCUUCUCCCCGACAGGCUCAGGACUGCCCACCCGCUCGCUCCCCAGGCGAACACCUCCUGCGAGCACCACAUGGUCAUCCGCACCAUCACUUUCUCGGGGUCACCCUCAGCAGAGGACUGCCUUGCCGCCGCGCAUGUCUCCAGCGCCUCCAACAUCGCGUUCUGGCGGCCGGGAAUGAAAGAGCACUGGAUCACUUGCGGUGUCGCGGUGGCUCUGGAUGUGAUCCAGGACAUCAUCUAUUACGAGAAUGGGCUGAAGCAAGGUUUCCAUGUCCUGUCAAAUACUGAGGACAUAGUUGUGUACACGCCCAACAGCGUCGAGGGUGCCUCUCUGGUGAUGUCCCGUUCCUCCUACCAGAUCCAGAAGCGCGCUGAUUACAGGCCUGAUAAUCUCAGGCGCAAGUCGCGCACAGUGUCCCGCUAUCUGGUGGAGUCCCGCGGGAAAUUGCUAAUGGUCCUGCGGCUUGCCAGGCGUGGCAAGAAUGGGUUCAGAAUCUUUGAGAUGAACCUUGCGGUUGCUCCCGCUGGGGGCUCUGAAGCUUCUUGGGUGGAGCUCCACUCACUUCCUGGCCGGGUGCUCUUGCUUGGUCGAGGCUGCUCUAGGGCUGUUGAGGUCUCUCAGUUCAAUAGGCUCCAACUGGGUAGCAUCUAUUACUUGGACGAUACUAGCUUCGACAUAUCCUUGGCGUUAAGCAGUGGGAGUAAGUAUUCCAGUACUGACAUGGGUGUUUAUGGUCGCAAAACACUAAAUGGGGCGCGUAGUGUGCGUCGCUUUCCGCGAAAAUUUACUUCAGAGGGCUCCCCACCAAUCUGGUUUAUGCCCUGA